AUGCCGGUCCGCACCGAGUGUCCCCCGCCGGCCGGUGCCUCGGCCGCCUCCGCCGCCUCGCUCAUCCCGCCGCCGCCUAUCAACACGCAGCAGCCCGGCGUGGCCACCAGCCUGCUCUACAGCGGCUCCAAGUUCCGCGGCCACCAGAAGAGCAAGGGGAACUCGUACGACGUGGAGGUAGUGCUGCAGCACGUGGACACAGGGAACUCUUACCUUUGCGGGUAUCUGAAGAUCAAAGGCCUUACUGAGGAGUACCCAACCCUCACGACCUUCUUCGAAGGAGAGAUAAUCAGCAGGAAGCACCCUUUCUUAACCCGAAAGUGGGACGCUGACGAGGACGUGGACCGGAAGCACUGGGGCAAGUUUCUGGCUUUUUAUCAGUAUGCAAAAUCGUUUAACUCAGACGACUUUGAUUAUGAAGAGCUGAAGAGUGGGGACUAUGUCUUCAUGAGGUGGAAGGAGCAGUUCCUAGUCCCAGACCACACGAUCAAGGACAUCAGUGGUGCUUCCUUUGCCGGCUUCUACUACAUCUGCUUCCAGAAGUCAGCGGCCUCCAUAGAGGGCUACUACUACCACAGGAGCUCAGAGUGGUAUCAGUCGCUAAAUCUCACUCACGUUCCAGAACACAGCGCCCCCAUCUACGAAUUCCGGUGA
This is a messenger RNA of Rangifer tarandus platyrhynchus (Svalbard reindeer), 654 nucleotides long. Lineage: Eukaryota; Metazoa; Chordata; Mammalia; Artiodactyla; Cervidae. The record is from the annotation of a GenBank genome assembly.